This is a messenger RNA of Parnassius apollo (apollo), 312 nucleotides long. The record is from the annotation of a GenBank genome assembly. NCBI's taxonomy places the organism in Eukaryota, Metazoa, Arthropoda, Insecta, Lepidoptera, Papilionidae.
AUGUCCAUUAACGCGAACGGCCUCUUUCCGAACAGUGACAAGAAGAAACGCCGCAAGGACCUGGAGAUGGUGCACAAAAAACAAUUGAUAUCUAUAUACAAUAUCGAGGACAAUAUGGUCGAUUUUCCUGUGAACUCGGGCGAUUGUUUCGCGCACGGCAACACCGCGCGGCGGGCUAAGGCUUCGUCGUACAAAGUUGCCCCCACUACUAGCGAAGUGGAGGAGCGUUGCGAGUUGCUAAAGUCUACUUACGAAGUUAUCUCGAAGUAUACUCGAGCGAUGUUCGACAAACAGAAUGAGACGGUCGUUUGA